This is a messenger RNA of Thalassophryne amazonica, 1879 nucleotides long. RefSeq names its product alpha-1,3-mannosyl-glycoprotein 4-beta-N-acetylglucosaminyltransferase B (gene mgat4b). Gene Ontology annotation, molecular function: acetylglucosaminyltransferase activity. The coding region runs from base 131 to 1765 and encodes 544 amino acids. Gene Ontology annotation, cellular component: endoplasmic reticulum-Golgi intermediate compartment; endoplasmic reticulum; Golgi stack. NCBI's taxonomy places the organism in Eukaryota, Metazoa, Chordata, Actinopteri, Batrachoidiformes, Batrachoididae. The record is from RefSeq and is a predicted model, not a curated record. The transcript is spliced from 15 exons. Gene Ontology annotation, biological process: protein N-linked glycosylation.
CUCCCCCUCUCUCCCUCUCAGUCUCGGUCUCAGUCUCUGUCGCUCGCAGCUUGUCUCUCUGCCUGUCUGUGUCUCUCUCUGUCUGUCUGCCCCGCGGUCUCGGUUCGGACAUGGUCCGGUGGUUCCGGACAUGAGGUUCCGUAACGUGUCCUUGGUGACCGUCUUGUUGUUCGGGCUGGUCUCGGUUUCGUGGUACACCGCCUUCAGCAGCUCCAGAGGAGAUGUGGUCGAUAUUUAUCAGAGGGAGUUCCUGGCACUGAGGGAGCGCCUUCACUCGGCAGAACAGGAGAACCUUCGUCGAUCCAAAGAACUGAAUUUGGUUCUGGAGGAGAUUAAGAGGGCCAUUGCAGAGAAACAGGCACUAAGAGACAUCAACCGAACCUGGAGCAGCCUGUCAGAGGAGGCCAGGCUGAAGUUGUGGAAUGUGACAAGCAGUAAAAAUGUCCUACAGCUUCCCUCCAUCUUCCAUCAUCUUCCUCACCUGCUGAGCAGAGAGGAGAGCCUGCAGCCUGCUGUUCACCUGGGACAGGGACGCACCGGAGUUUCCAUAGUGAUGGGCAUUCCCAGUGUGAAGAGGGAGGUCCACUCAUACUUGGCGGACACCCUCAGCUCUCUGAUGUCGGAGCUCAGCACAGCUGAGAGGGAUGACUGUGUCAUUGUUGUCUUCAUUGCAGAGGCUGACCCGCAGUACGCUAGCAGUGUAGCAGAAACGCUGAAGCACCUUUUUCCAGCAGAACUUCAGUCGGGACUGUUGGAGGUCAUCUCUCCGUCUCUUCACUUCUAUCCAGAUUUCUCCCGUCUCAGAGAGUCCUUCGGAGACCCAAAGGAGAGAGUCAGGUGGAGGACGAAGCAGAAUCUGGACUACUGCUUCCUGAUGAUGUACGCUCAGUCCAAAGGCACUUACUACGUCCAGCUGGAGGACGAUAUCGUCGCUCGGCCAAACUACUUCAGCACCAUGAAGAACUUUGCGCUGCAGCAGCCGUCAGAGGACUGGAUGAUCCUGGAGUUUUCCCAGCUCGGCUUCAUUGGUAAGAUGUUCAAGUCCUUGGACCUGUCCCUUAUUGUCGAGUUCAUCCUCAUGUUCUACAAAGACAAGCCCAUCGAUUGGCUGCUCGACCACAUCAUGUGGGUCAAAGUGUGCAAUCCGGAGAAGGAUGCGAAACACUGCAACAGACAGAAGGCCAACCUGAGAAUCCGAUUCAAACCGUCUCUCUUUCAGCAUGUCGGUACUCAUUCCUCUCUGGCUGGAAAGAUUCAGAAACUGAAGGACAAGGAUUUUGGAAAACAAAACUUACACAAAGGACACGUCAACCCGCCGGCUGAGGUGACCACCAGCUUGAAGACCUACCAGCGCUUCAUGCUCGAGAAGGCCUACCUGGGUGAUGACUUUUUCUGGGCCUUCACUCCUGUGGCGGGUGAUUUCAUACGGAUACGGUUCUUCACGCCUGUCCGCAUAGAGAGGUACUUUUUCCGCAGUGGGAACAUCGAGCAUCCAGGAGACAGACUCUUCAACACGUCGGUGGAGGUUUUGCCGUUUGAUAGCUUUCAUGCAGACAAAGAGAUGUUGACAGAAUGGACAGAGAAAUUGCCCAAAUAUCACCGGACAGAAGAUGGAUUCAUCAGAAUCGGAAUGUUCCACAACGGCAUUGCUGAGGGGGAGGUGGACGCCACCUUCGGGCCCCUGGAGGUCAUGCGUCUGUCGAUGUUGACCGACUCGCCUGUCUGGGUGAUCCUCAGCGAGAUUUUCCUUAAAAAAGCAGAGUGAAACUCCACCCACUCCUCCUCAUCGCCGUGCUGGGGCAGUGCCACCUACUGGUUGGACCUCAUUUUUGCAGGGUUGAACAGGCCAGAGAACCUCUCAGGCAGACCACUGGCACUA